CAUGAGGCAGCGAGCUUGGCCUGAGAGAGCGGAGAAAUCAGCCUUCAUCUCGCUCAACCCGGCUGGGACGUGGAAGAAAUGCUCACAGCAGAAGCAGCGGCAGCAGCAGCGGCAGCUCACAACACAGCAGAGACAGGCUAACACACACGUCUGAGAGCGCAGUGGAGAGCAAAUGGGGAAGGCAGAAAGAGACUGAGAGCGGGGAGUCAGUAAGUCAGAUCAUUCUAAAUGGCAGAGUGGCCUUGGCCGCACUAUGAGGAAGUGAUGUCCUUGUUAACACAUUGUCCUCUCGUAGAAGCUCCUUGUUAGAAGUCACAAGUCAGUCCCCCCCCGCCCCUGUGAGGCUGCCGAGCUGAGGGGCAGAGGAUAGGGAGAAACAACCAGAGGACGAGAGACAGAGCGGAAUAAAGAGACUGUGACAGGCCCCCAUGCAGGCGCGUAAGAAGUAUGUCCUGCUGGGCUUGUGUGCGUGCUGCUGGCUGGUCCUCUUUUACUGGGGUGGAGGCGUCCAGCUGCGUCUGCUGCGGCUGCUGACACGGCAGCGGGGUGAGGAGGUGCGCCCCUGGCCCAACUGGACCGACCGGGCCUUCCUGCCCCGCUAUGCCCACCUGGACGAGCUCCAGACGGACCCUGGGACGGCCGAGUCGCCCCGACAGCGGCGGCAGGCGUGGUCCGCCGUUUACAAGGACAGCCGCUGCCGCAUGGAAACCUGCUUCGACUUCUCUCGGUGUCGUCGCAGAGGCAGAGAAGGAUUCAGGGUGUAUAUAUAUCCGUCGGAGAAAAAUGAUCAUGUGUCAGAAAGCUACAGGAAGAUCCUGACGUCCAUAGGAGAGUCGCGGUACUACACGUCUGACCCCCGCGAGGCCUGUCUGUUCGUGCUCGGGAUAGACACCUUGGACCGGGACCAGCUGUCAGGACAGUUCGUGCCCAACUUGGACGAGCGCAUUCGUGGUUACCCGUUGUGGAAUGACGGGAGGAACCACCUGAUCUUCAACCUGUACUCGGGCACGUGGCCCAACUACACAGAGGACCUGGGCUUUAACAUCGGCCAGGCCAUGUUAGCCAAAGCCAGCCUCAACACGGAACACUUCAGGCCAGGCUUUGACAUUUCCAUCCCGCUGUUCUCCAAGGAUCACCCGCAGAAGGGCGGAGAGCGGGGCUGGCUGGUGAGGAGCACCAUCCCGCCGCGAAGGAAGUACCUGCUGAUGUUCAAGGGGAAGCGUUACCUGACGGGCAUCGGCUCUGACACCCGAAAUGCACUCCACCACAUCCACAAUGGGAAGGACAUCGUGUCGUUGACGACAUGCCGCCACGGGAAGGACUGGGAGAAGCACAAAGACUCCCGCUGUGAUCACGACAACUUGGAGUACGAGAGGUUUGACUACCAGGAGCUGCUCCACAACUCCACCUUCUGCUUGGUGCCUCGAGGUCGACGCCUGGGCUCCUUCCGCUUCCUGGAGUCACUACAGGCGGCGUGUAUCCCCGUGCUGCUGAGUAACGGUUGGGAGCUGCCGUUUUCAGACAUCAUACAGUGGAACCAGGCGGUUAUAGAGGGAGACGAGAGAUUACUGCUGCAGGUGCCGUCCACAGUGAGGGCGGUUGGGAACGAGCGGGUCCUGGCCCUGCGGCAGAGGACGCAGAUGCUGUGGGAAGCCUACUUCUCCUCCGUGGACAAGAUCGUCCUCACCACGCUGGAGAUCAUUAAGGACCGCGUGUUCUCCCACAUAUCGAGGAAUAAGUACAUGUGGAACUCGCUGCCGGGGGGGCUGCUCGUCCUGCCCGAGUACUCCACCCACCUCGCUCACUUCCCCUUCUACUACCUGGGAUUAGGGAUCAGUCCAGGUCACGAGUUCACUGCUGUCAUACAUGCUGUCUCCCCAUUGGUCUCCCAGUCUCAGCCAAUCAUGAAGCUGCUCCAGGUGGUCUCCAAGUCAAAGUACUGCUCGCAGAUCAUCAUCCUCUGGAACAGCGAGAAGCCUCCUCCGAGUCGGAGCAAGUGGCCUCCGAUGCCGGUUCCUCUCACCGUGACAGACGGCAGGAGGAAGACCACCAGCCGCUUCCUACCUCACGCGGCCAUAGAGACAGAGGCGGUGCUGAGUCUGGACGAGGACACGGUCCUGCUGACCAGCGAGGUGAACUUUGCCUUCUUGGUCUGGCGGAGUUUCCCCGAGCGGAUCGUGGGCUACCCCCCCAGGAGCCACUUCUGGGACCCCCUGAAGCGCGCCUGGGGCUACACCUCCAAGUGGACCAACGACUACUCCAUCGUGCUGACCGGAGCCGCCUUCUACCACAGGUACUACCACCACCUGUUCACCCACUACCUGCCCCAGUCUCUGAGGACGCUGGUGGAUCGCACGUCCAACUGUGAGGACAUCCUGAUGAACUUCCUGGUCUCUGCUGUGACUCACCUGCCACCGAUCAAAGUGGCUCAAAGGAAGCAGUACAAAGAGUUGCCAAGCCCACAGAGUACGAAGACCGUCCCCUGGGCCAAUCCGGAGCACUUCAACCAGCGGCAGGAGUGCGUCAACGCCUUCGCCAACUGGUUUGGCUACAUGCCUCUGGUUCACUCCCAGUUUCGCUUGGACCCCGUGCUCUUCAAAGAUCAAGUGUCUGUCCUUCGCAAGAGAUACAAAGACCUGGAGAGGGCGUGAAGGUGACAGAAAGAACGGGGAAACAUGGGAGGUCAGGCCAGUGGCCUUUCGGACAGACAAUUGGACCGAUCACUGGUUUGCAGUCGAGACGUGGAACUCAAGGACUGUCUGGGAUGUGGAGAAGACGGCCUGCA
This is a messenger RNA of Pleuronectes platessa (European plaice), 2785 nucleotides long. RefSeq names its product exostosin-1c-like. The record is from RefSeq and is a predicted model, not a curated record. Lineage: Eukaryota; Metazoa; Chordata; Actinopteri; Pleuronectiformes; Pleuronectidae. Gene Ontology annotation, molecular function: glycosyltransferase activity. Gene Ontology annotation, cellular component: membrane.